Molecule: messenger RNA, 6359 nt
Organism: Cladophialophora immunda
Lineage: Eukaryota; Fungi; Ascomycota; Eurotiomycetes; Chaetothyriales; Herpotrichiellaceae
Exons: 2
Coding region: 570-5918 (1782 amino acids)
Biological process (GO): histone catabolic process
Cellular component (GO): Lid2 complex
Molecular function (GO): ubiquitin-protein transferase activity; chromatin binding
Source: RefSeq, a predicted model, not a curated record
CUUGUUCUUCCUCCCCUCAGCCUCUUUCUUCCUUCCUAUUCUAUCCUCCUUGCUCCUCUCCUUCGACUCUCCCAACCCACCUCCCGACCGCAUUUGGCGGGAUCGCUCUUCUGUGUGUUCCCCCACCUGAUCCGCAUCCCUCGCUUUUCGACUUUUUGCCGCGUCGACUUCCACCAACUGAGUAGGCGCUAAGACCCGCACAACUCAGCAUCCUGGCGCGUGCCUUGUCCGAGAUAUAGUCCAUACGAUCGCCCACUCCGCCGCCCACGACACCUUCCUCCCUUCUUGGUCACGACUGCCCUCACAAGCCUCGACCUUUUCCUGACUUGCUCUGCCCUAAUUUUCCAGGACGCUGGGAGACUCAUCACUAGUAUCGCUCCCUCUGUAAAGUCUACUUCGAGAUAUCAUCACUCAUUUUAUUUGGUGCCGAGACGUCCCUCAGCUGAUUUGCUGCGAGGGAGCUGUCGUCGUUGCAGCCCUACCCAGGCCAACUCUUCCCCCGGCCGCCAUGCGAUAAAGUAGGGCUUACCGCACCUGGUUUUCCACCGCUCGCUUCCUCUCAACUCGUCAUGUCGGCAGUUGAGAGUCCUCCGGUCGCGACAGCACCUCCAGACCCCCAAUCCAAUGAGCAGACAGACGCACCAGCACACGCACAGAGCGACGCACCGCCAAGCGCACUCGGGAAGGAUGGUCGAAGUGCAGAUGUGUCGCCUGGGCCCCAGACUGCGCCCGCGCCCACGCUCGCGGGCCCCCUCGACACGCCCCAGUCCCAGCCCAUGACUGCGACCGCGUCCACUUCCUCGUUACAGCCGCCCCUCGAGAAUGGAGACAAUUCAACCUCCGGUCCCUACGGUACACGCUCAAGAAAUCGGACAGGUGGCACUCGCCCAAACUACGCCGAGGACAAGGAGUUGGAUCUGGAAAUAGAGGCUUUGUCCAAGCCGAGUCGUUCGAGUAAGCGAUCUUCCGCCGCAGCGAGCGAGCUGCAGCUGCAGCAGCAGCAGCAGCAGCAGCAGCAGCAACAGCCCUCGAGUACGAGCUUUACGUCUGUCAAUAAGUCUCACUCCGACAAGCCCUCCGAAACCACACCUGCGGCCAAUGCGUCAACGCCCACUCCCGCUGCGGCUCCUGCACCCUCGAAGAAAAGAAAACAUCCCGGGAGCAAUCAUACCGUGGCCGCAACCUCAACGAUGGGCAGCCAUUCGCGCGCGAGACCUAUCGCCUCGGUCCCCUUCAAGGGCUAUGUUGAAACAAACAUGAUGAGUUUCAAACGCUGCGGAUACAAGUUGAAUGCAAAAAACCAGCUGGUUGCCGACGACGGCACCGCCGUCCAGGCCAACGACCACGUCUAUCUCAUCUGCGAACCUCCGGGAGAACCCUACUACCUUGCCCGCAUCAUGGAAUUCCUACACGCGAAGAAUGACCCCGAAGGUCCCAUCGAUUCCAUCCGAGUCAAUUGGUACUACCGCCCGAGAGAUAUCCUGCGAAGAGUCCAAGACACACGGGCUGUCUAUGCUUCAAUGCAUUCCGACACCUGUCCCCUCACCUCGCUGCGUGGGAAAUGCAACAUCAGCCACCUUUCAGAAAUAUCUAACAUGGACGAAUACCGUGGUCAGCAAGAUUCUUUUUGGUUUGACCGAUUGUAUGAUCGAUAUAUGCACCGAUUUUACGAGGUCAUUCCGACCAGUAGGGUCGUCAACGUCCCCCAACAUGUCAAGACUGUCCUGGAUCAACGCUGGAAAUUCGUCUUGGUCGAGACUGGCCGCGGUCGUGAUCUGACCAGUGAGAGCAAAAAGUGUACAAAGUGUGAACAGUUUGCCAGCAAUCACGACUCGGUCGACUGCGCAGUUUGCAAGCGGACAUAUCACAUGCAGUGCGUCCGGCCACCGCUCCUGAAAAAGCCUGCUCGAGGAUUUGCCUGGGCCUGUGCCCAUUGCAGCCGGGCACAGGAAAUCAAGAUGGACAGUCGCAACACGCCCGCAGGCUCAGAAGCCGGGCAUGGCGAGGAUGACGAUCCCAUGGACGAGGACGAAGAUGAUAAUCAUCCCAAGAGCCGAGACACUCGUGAGAGCAGCAUCGCACCGGAGCCUCAUCCACCGCCCACCAAGGAACAGAUUGCCCAAGCAAAUCUGUGGCCGUGGCGGUACCUUGGUGUUCAUUCACGUCCUGAAGAUGCGCUAGAUUAUGAUGACCGAAUAUAUCCUCGAGCAAGUUCCAGGUUGGGCCCUCGGCACCAAGCCAACGUCAAUGUGUGGCACGGCCGACCCGUUGAAUUGGUGAAGCCCGCCGAGAUCAAGCGGAAAUACUUGAAACAUGCGCAUCACAUCAAAGGUGGCAAGGGCGCCCAGGAUACCGGCACCGAUACCGACAGAGAUCAGAAGCUGAAACGCCCCAAGUGGGUAAUUGACGAGCCGGUUGGUUAUGUCCCUCGAGGCCAGGAUGAGCCGAUCGAAAUCAAGGGCAAAAAAGAGCACACUGCCCAAUUGCUUUUCAAGAUGCCUGAACCAGGACAACUCUCAGGAAGAGGCGGCGACGACAUCUCGCGACCUGUGGAUCCAGAGCAACUGGUGGACGAUUAUAUGACGAAGGUGAAACCAAUUGCAGCCAAAUACAAUCUGCUCGAUUCAUCUGUCGACUUUCUCACCAAAGCGAUCGAAAAGCUGCAGGAGAAUGACUACAAUGUCGAGAAAGCGUUGAAAGCCAUGACGGAACUCAGCUUGAAGGGCGACUUGAAACAGCCCGAGCUCUCCCGUGACGAAAUUAAGCGUUUCGAAGAAGGAGUGGCUAAGUUUGGGAGUGAGCUCCAUCAUGUUACUCGUCAUGUUGGGAAUGUCAAGGAAUCUCGGAUCGUUCGGUUCUACUAUAUGUGGAAGAAGACCGAAAGAGGUCGGCAGAUCUGGGGCAAUUUCGAGGGGCGACGUUCGAAGAAGGAAUCUAAACGACCGGACAAAGAGGGCAACGUGCCGAAACUCUUGGACGAUGUUGCCGAUGAUCAGGAUGACUCGGCUUUCGAUGACGAAAAGGCAGCCCAGAAGAAGCGAGGCUUUGUCUGCAAAUUUUGUGCGACUCACCAUUCUAGGCAAUGGCGACGUGCACCAGGGACACCACCCAACACGCUGGUCCCCAAGGAUCCCUCCGCGAAAAACAGCAAAGACAAGAGUGGGUGGCUCACUCUGGCGUUAUGUGGCCGAUGUGCCUAUCUUUGGCGCAAAUAUGCCGUUCAAUACGAGGAUAUUGAGGAAGUCUCGAAGAAGAUCGCAUCCUCGGGAAGUAGGGCAGCAAAACGGAAAGUGGACGAAGAACUCUUGCGUCUCAUUCUUGAGGCGCAUCAGAUGUCCGGCGAUUAUAUUUCCCCGCGAGCUGUUGAUGAGGUCAAUAAGGCUGGUCUGGAAGUGCCCCAGAAUAUCAUUCAACCUGAGGAACCUCCUAAGAAGAAGGGCAAGCUCGACAAAGAUGCCUCACAACCAACUCCAGAUGUCGUCCCGGAAAAGAAGAAGGCGUCCGAAAAACCGCCGGAACCCGUCGCGAUCGAGCCGGACCCGCCCAGGGUCAAGGUCCACCCCUGUGCCGUGUGUCGGGUUAUCGAAGCCCCUGGCUUGGAAUUACUCAAGUGCCGGGACUGCAGGCUUCAUGUACACGGUGCAUGCUAUGGGGUCGGGAAGAAGACGAACACUAAGCCAUGGUUCUGUGAUAUGUGCCGAAAUGACCACAACCUACAAGUCUCAACGACGUACGAAUGCGUUCUCUGUCCUGUCAAGUACACCGCCCAAGAGCUGAUGGAGCCUCUGAGAACAACCCACAAGAAGAAGAGCGAUCGGGAACGUGAAAAGGAACGCAUCGAAAAAGAGAUCAUACAGGAGGCGAGCCGAAGAUGGCGUAUGGAACAAGAAGCAGCAGGCCGUCCUGUGAACCCCCGUGAAGCUCUCAAGAGGACAGCCUGGAACAACUGGAUCCACAUUACCUGCGCUCUUUGGACCAAGGAGAUCAAAUUUGGCAACUCGGAGCUGCUUGAUGAUGCUGAAGGGGUGGGUUUCAUCCCUCCAGAGCGCUUUGAACCGAUCUGCAAGAUAUGCAAGGUCUCUGGUAUGCUCUCUGGUAUGCCUACGGUCAAAUGUCAUAUGCCCAGUUGCAAUGCCUACUUCCAUGUUGGCUGUGCACAUCAGGCAGAAUACACUUUUGGCUUCGAUGUGCAACCGGUCAAGAGCAGCAGACGCGACACGGCCAAUAUCAUGAAACUUGGUUCCGAGACUGGUAUUGUCACUGCAGGGAUCUGGUGCCCGUCUCAUGCUCCGAAUACUUGGGUCCACAGCAUGCUCGAGAUGACAGACACCGAACUGACGGCCAUGCAAUUGUUCGCUCGCACUUAUAAACAGGUUGACAGUACCGUUACAGGCACCGUUCGGCGCGCUGCGCAGUUUGUCACCAAUUUUGCGAGUUCUGCACCCGCGGUCCAGCCUCCUCAGCGGCGGGACAGCACCGUCAACGGGGCACCGAACGGCACCGUCGCUCAUAAUGAAAGAAACGGCGGCACGAGUCUUCGCAGCUCUCCAGCAGCUGCCGGAGCAGCAGAAUCAAUGUUGGAUUCAGACGUAGCACCGACCGAAUCAGCGGCGAACGAAAGCUCGAGGAAACGAAGCGUCGGUCAGAAAAAGUGCUGUACUUGUCUUGUGGAUGUCAGUCCCAGAUGGUGGCCCCUCCGGCAAGAACUCUCGCCGGCUCCCAACGGGACACCAAUGGAAUUGUCCACAGACCAACCUCAAGUGAAUGGUUCACGGGAUACUGUUGUACCCAAUGGCGCUGUUAAAGCUGAACCGGCCGACGGCACGACUCUCGGAGCAAUCGCUGGUAGCAAGGACCGCACCAUGUAUCAGUGCCACAAGUGUCAUGUUCUCAAGCGCACUCCCCCUUCGUCGCCAUCACAAGUUAAGCCUCGUGAGAAACCUAUUCCACUGGAUCCGCCCCCCGACACAUACAAACACCAGGCGCCGUAUGCUCCUCCACCCCCCAGCAUCUACGCGUUGAAUAGACCGCCAAUUGAAGGGACACCGCAUUCUCAUCCUCCACCCCUUCCUGCUCCAGCGUCUCAUUAUCCACCUUGGCAGGGUGGUCCUCCCCCCCAAUGGUCCUCCCCUGGAGUGCGAGCAGCGCGUCACCCUUCUCCGCCAGCAGCUCCGCCACUUUACGGUCAACCUAUGUACCGGCCGCCUCCUCCUCCGCCGCCACCACCACCAGCAGCGCCCGAAUACAGUCAAUCACACUAUGGCAGACCAGGGCAUCCUUCGCCAUAUGCCAGCGUACCACCUCCCCCACCACCCGGUCCAGGUUUGGUGCCUCAGCAUUCUCCUCCUUCGGCUGCCUAUGGGCAUCACCCUCCACCUCCUCUUCCUCCUCACCACCCUCAUCACGCUCAUCAUGCCAUUCCUCCGCCUUCGGUUCCACCACAAGUCACGCGCCCACCAUCUCCCCCACGAUAUAGCUCUGACCGGCCCCCUGUCCCGCCACCUCAUCUUGGACUGGGGCCUUCGAGUCUGUUGUCACGGGGGUAUCCUGAACCACCCCGUCCAUCAGGCCUCGGUUCUCCUGUGAAUGGGUACGCGGCUCCUCAUUCUUCUGCUUCGAGAAUGUAUGCUCAAGGUCCUCCUCCACCCCCACUUCCUCCACCGAUGAGACAAUCUCCGUCAGCACAGUCUCUGGCGCAAAUUGCUCAAGCGGCCGGCGAUCAGUCAGUGGGAAGGCCGCAUUCCAGGCAGGCGAGUGUUGAGAUGACAAACACACCCCGAUUUGGACCAAGGCCAGUCCCGGGGAGCCCACAACAGAGACCACUUACUCCCUCUACAGGGCCUGCCUUCACCAGAGACGAUAGGAGAGAUGGACUAGGAGCGAGUGCUAGUCCGAGUGUGAAGAAUCUGCUGUCCUAGAAAGAUGAAGAUAUCCAUGAAAAGAAGAGUGUCAAGAAUAAAACGGAUGGCUGGUGGAGUGUUUUUAUGAAUUCCGAGGAGGUCGAUUGAUUGUUGACUUUGUGUGAUAUUUGCAUUGAGCCCUUUGGACCGUGGAUACCGUGGUCAGCCAGGAAAGCCGGUUCUGUCCAGAAGUGGGUUUUCGAAUUGUGUUGUAUUAUAACCCCCUGGUGAAGGCAUUCAGUCCUAGAGCUGCAUAGAGCAGCUCUUCCUGAGGGGUCUCGGAUAUCGCAGCAAGAAAAUAGCGUUAUGUCCAAGCCACAGGCCGUGUAUUCAGCGUGACUGCGCUGUUUCUCCUGUACUGUUAGUCCGAAAAGUCAUCCUACGAAGACGAGAAAGGAUCCACGAGGAGGAUGAAAGAGGAGAACAAGAUAGAUUUGAGAAAAUGAAGAUUCAGAAUUU